AUUGUCUCGUGUACGCAGGCUCGUACAUGCGUUGGGCCAUGUGUUUGCACGCAACUUUAAAAACAAGGUGAGAUAACAUUUAUUAUCGAAAAAGUGGCGAGUUAAUUGAAGUGACAAUGGCGAAAAAGAAAGUUAAAGCGUACGUGAAGAAAAAGCGUACGCCCGAAGUCAAAAUAAUCGAGGAGCUGCGAUCCAGAUACAAAGAUAUAGACGUCACGAAGACGAUCAAGUUCAGCGAUCUCCCAUUGUCGAAGAACACUUUGAAAGGAUUAAGAGAGAGCGAUUAUGUCGAGAUGACGGAUAUUCAGAGGCAGAGCAUCGGUUUGGCUUUGCAGGGCAACGAUAUUUUGGGAGCCGCGAAAACCGGAAGCGGCAAGACCCUGGCUUUCCUCGUACCGAUACUGGAAAUCUUGUACUGCAAACAGUGGACACGACUGGACGGUUUAGGCGCGCUUGUUAUCACACCGACGAGAGAACUGGCGUAUCAGAUAUAUGACACAUUGCGAAAAGUGGGUCGGCACCAUGACUUCUCGAUCAGUCUGAUCAUAGGAGGAAAGGAUUUAAAGUUUGAGAGAAAAUGCAUGGAUCAGUACAAUGUGGUUAUAUGCACACCGGGACGUUUGCUUCAGCAUAUGGAUGAAAAUCAAUUGUUCAAUUGCGUAAAUAUGCAGAUACUAGUAUUGGAUGAAGCAGACCGUUGCUUGGACAUGGGUUUCGAGAAGACGAUGAAUGCUAUUAUCGAGAAUUUGCCAGCUGAAAGAAAGACCUUACUUUUCUCAGCCACACAGACGAAAUCAGUGAAAGAUCUGGCGAGAUUGAGCCUUAAAGAUCCAUUGUAUAUAUCCGUGCACGAGCAUUCCGCACAUAUCACGCCGGAAAGUCUGCAACAGAACUACAUUGUAUGCGCCUUAGAAGACAAACUCGCAAUGCUGUGGUCGUUCAUACGGAAUCACCUGAAACAAAAGAUCAUUGUGUUCUUCUCCAGCUGUAAACAGGUGAAGUACGUGUACGAAGCGUUUUGCCGACUGCGGCCCGGUGUCAGUUUACUAGGUCUUUACAGCACACUUCAUCAACUGCGACGAAUGAGCAUCUACGAUUCGUUUCGCCAGAAGCAACACGCUGUCCUGUUCGCCACCGAUAUUGCGGCCCGUGGUUUAGACUUUCCUGCCGUUAAUUGGGUGGUUCAGAUGGAUUGCCCGGAAGACGUCAACGCGUACGUACACAGGGCGGGUAGAACAGCCAGAUUCAAAAGCGGUGGCGAGUCUCUCCUGGUUCUGCUACCGUCCGAGGAAGCCAUGGUCGAGAGGCUUCAGCAACGCAAAAUCCCCAUAAAUAUGAUCAAAAUCAACCCGAACAAACUGCAAUCGCCGCAACGUAAAUUGGAAGUUUUACUGGCGCAAGACGUAGCCUUGAAGGAAACCGCUCAAAGGGCCUUUGUAUCGUACAUAAAAUCAAUCUUCCUCAUGAAGGAUAAGAAGAUCUUCGACGUGCAUGCUUUAGAUAAAGACACGUUUGCCAAAUCGUUAGGUUUGGUCAUCACUCCGAGAACCCGAUUUUUACAGAGGGCAAUAAAGAAGAUAGGUGAUAGCAACGUCAAGAGCGAAAAGAAAACAGAUAAGAUGCCGGUCAACUCGUCGUCGGACGUCAGCGAGGAGGAAGAUAACGAAGACGUUUUUGACGCAAGUAUUUCCGACACCGAUAACGAGGAAAGGGAAUUAUCGGUCAGAGGGAACGAUACGGAUGUUUUUCGGUUCGAUGUUUCUAGCGACGAUGAUGAUCUCUUAACGGUAAAAAGGGAACAUGUUAUUAACGAUGAUAUGCCAGCGAUAGAGGAAAGUGAGAACGACAUUUCGAAGAAGAAGAAAAUCGUUACUAAAGCUGAGGUGAUUAAAAGGAUUCUCAAGAAGAAGGUCGCAGUUAACAAGAAGGUUGCAUUCGACAAUGAGGGACAGAAAUUAGUCGAUUCUGCCCGAACGAAAAUGUCGGAAUUAGCUCGACAAUACGAAAACGAGAUGGACUCUGGUAUUAACAUCGAGAUGUCCAAACAAGUGUUGCGCGAGGAGGAUCGAUUCGAUAAACAAAGGCACCGAGAGAGGGUCAAGGCAAUGCACAGGGAGGAGAAGCUGAAACUGAAAGCGAAAAAUAUGAAGACGGAGACGAUCGACAAGGAAGAAACGGAGGAAAGUGCGAGUGACAAUGACGUCAGUGAGUCCGAAUCUAACGAGGGUCUAGAUAUGUCAUGGUUACCUGACCCCGAUAAGAUAUAUGGCGAACAGCGGGAUACAGAUGAAGAAAAUAACGAUUCCGCUAGCGAACUCGAAAAAGACGAGGAGUCUGAGGAGGAAUCUGAGGAAUUCAAGGAGGAGAAUGAAUCCGAGGAAGAGAAUAUAGUUCAAAGGCCGUUAAAGAGGAAAUUAUUGACACAGAGGCAAGAUAGGGGAACGCAGAAGAGGCAGAAAGUUUUGGACAACACCGAUCUGCGGAUCGACGAGGAAGUAGCACUGCAGCUCUUGCGUAAUUGAGUAAACAGCCGGUCGAGUCUUUAGAAAUGUAAAUUUAUACUUUAUUUAAUAAAUUUACACUUUAUUCAAGAACGCGACGUAACCUUACGCAGUAUGUACACUUUACGACGUAACGAUCACUGUAUUAUAUAAUAUUGACAAUUUUACACUGUGUGUUUCUCGGAAUAUCGGCUUUAACCAGAUAGAAUUCUCUACUAAGGCGACGAAACACGAACGAACUGUCCUCCCCCUUAAUCAGCUCAAUAAAUUACAAUCAUAUUUUCCUUAUUCACGUGUCACUGAGUAUUACAUAUCAACAACAAUAAACGAGUACCUCGCGCGCGCGCGCGCGCACCUUUGCAAACCUGGCCUCUUCUCACCGACUAGGGAGAUCGCGCGUAUAUUUGGUAAAUUUGCCUAUAGGAACUACCGUAUAUCACCUAAAAUGUACAGUGUAUAUUUUACAAAAUCCCGAUCCCCGCGUUACGUGUAAGUCACAAGAGUUACACAUUACAGAACGCGAGCCUUACCCUGGGCUGCUCCGAGAUUCCGCGAAGAUUUUCUGCAAGAUAGUUUGCCGUUUCAGAGAGAGAGAACGGAAAGCGCGGGAGGGGGUGUCCCCGGCGCGUCUCCUCCAUCCCUUGUCCAUUCACAAACGUCGUUUCGUCGUAAUUAAAUCCUAUCUAGAUCUUUGUGUCAUCUCACUAAAAAAAAAAAAAAAAAA
Messenger RNA from Dinoponera quadriceps, 3225 nucleotides. Its product is annotated as probable ATP-dependent RNA helicase DDX10. Lineage: Eukaryota; Metazoa; Arthropoda; Insecta; Hymenoptera; Formicidae. Gene Ontology annotation, biological process: rRNA processing. The record is from RefSeq and is a predicted model, not a curated record. Gene Ontology annotation, cellular component: nucleus. Gene Ontology annotation, molecular function: ATP binding; nucleic acid binding; RNA helicase activity. The transcript is spliced from 12 exons. Bases 117 to 2522 code for a protein of 801 amino acids.